Drosophila yakuba is the source of this 5812-nucleotide messenger RNA. RefSeq names its product ELAV-like protein 2 (gene fne). The record is from RefSeq and is a predicted model, not a curated record. Gene Ontology annotation, cellular component: ribonucleoprotein complex. NCBI's taxonomy places the organism in Eukaryota, Metazoa, Arthropoda, Insecta, Diptera, Drosophilidae. The coding region runs from base 2587 to 3702 and encodes 371 amino acids. The transcript has 8 exons. Gene Ontology annotation, molecular function: RNA binding.
CAAGCAGUCUUCGGCGCAUCCAGCAAACGCGGUUCUUUUUUAAGCGCGUUUUCGUAUUAUUCUACUCAUAUGAUUUAUCAUUUGCGUCGCUAUAUGAUUUCUCCUUGUUUCCGUAGUAUGACAAGCCACUACUACUAAAAAUAAAAAACCAAAAAAAAAACCAACAAACAACCAAAUAAAAAAUAAACAACAACCAAUAUUAGGCACACGUUUCGAGAUCGGCGAAGAAACAGCAGCAGCAGAAGGCGGAGGAGCUCCAAAAACACACAUCCUUGCUGGCCUAAAAAUCGUGAGACAGCGGAUAUAUUCCUGGGGAAUAUACCGGCAAACAAGGACCGCCGCUGUCCUUCCUUUUCACUCAGUCAGUACGUCCCCGAAAAAACGAAACUUUUUUAUAUCUUUUUGUAUAUGUGUGUGAGUGUAUGAGUGAUCGCAAGUACAUGAAAGCCAGAAAUCUCCGAUUUCGAAACUCCUUCUAAGACCAUUGAUAAGCUCAAGCCGAGGCAGAGAGAUUUGCAGCUCAAGAUAGACCCCUAAAAUGGUAUAGCGAAAAGUAUGUUCAGUGUCGAUCAAAAACCAAUUCAAAGCGUUUUAACACAAAAGUCUGCUGGCAGCAAUCAACUUUAAGCCAAACUUAUCUCAAAUCUUGAACGAAAUCGUUAAUAGAAAAGAAAUUGCAUUCAACUAUUAUCAGGAUUUUCCACUGUUUCAUUUUGUGUUGUUGACUGAUGCUGAGAUCAAAGAUAAAAGACCAAAUUCGAUAAGGCAAAGCAAUUCUCCCACACAACAGAGUAUAUAAUAAUAAUAAAAAUAAUAAUAACAAUAAUAAAAAAGAAGAAAGAAAUUAAUUAUGAUUAAAACAUACAUUUGAUUUCAAUAAGUGUGCGCUAGAUAGAAUCAUAUAUAUAAACGGAUAACAUUUGAUUACCUUCGUCGGUGAGUGUCUAGCCAAUCAAUCUAUAGCCUAUAGGAACCAUAUAUAUACCACAAGGUUUUAUACUGAAUUUAUUAAAUUUUGGGUAAGGGCGCAGUGCGCAUCGAAUGGCCCCAUCAAGAAAAAAAGCAUCAACACCAAAACUCAAUAUGAACUAAUAAAAAAUAACAUAAGCAAGUGUUUUUUUGUCGCAUAUAAAUAAAUUUACAUAUUUACACAUACGUGACGAAAAGUUAAUGCAAAAGUAAUAUUAAAAUAAAGACUUGAAUUUCUCAAAGAAAUAAAUAUUUAUACAAGAACAAGCGAAGAAUAAGAACAACAACAAGAAAAACGGACUUCCAACGAUUUCAAAAUACGACGAAAAAUACGAAAUAUGAAAUAUUUUUAGAGCAAAAAGUAUGUGGUUAUGACUAUGACUAAAUCUACGCAAAUCGGUUAACAAUAUAUUUGCCAAAUCUAACGUAUGUAUUGAAUCAAAAACCAAAAAAAAAAACAAUAAAACGGAUAAAAAACCGCAUACUUAAUGACAAAUUGAACGUCGAGCUACCAAGAAUUUAUACGGAAAAUAAAAGGCAUCACAAGAAAUUGCGGAGCAGGAAAAGUGCAAAAGCGGAUUUAUUGGAAAAGCUGAAGGGGAAAAUCGAGAUCAACGGAGAUCAGCUGUAAAGUGAUAUUUUAUAAAAACAGAAAAUAUCAGUUAAGGACAACGACUUAUAAGAUUGAGUGAAAACGAGCGAGCAAUCGAACAGCCAUCAUUUAUCAGAGAAAAGAAACGGAUCACCGAAAAAGAGGGAUUUUUUAACCGCAGGGGGAACAGCAAACAGACGAGGCAAAAAGAAAUAGGAAGGAAAAGUCAACAAAAAACCAAACACCACCAAAUAAAACCAACUACUAUUAAUUUAAAGCAAACAUUAACGAAUAAUCAUAUUCAAGCGGUAUAUACAUAUAUAUACAGAGGAUAAAAGAUAACACAACUAACUAAAUAUAUACAUAUAUAUAUAUGGUAUAUGAAUGUAUAUUUGAAAACCAAAGCUAAGUUCCAGUCAAAGAUAAAACCAAAAACCAGCGCAAAUUUAGUAAAAGUAUAAUAAAACGGAAAAAAACCAAAUUAUUGCUAUCUUUUUGCAUUUUUGCAAUUUUAUAUAAAACCAAAAACAAAGAAAACGAAAAACAAAACCAAAAGACCUACAACUAAAGAUCAUAAUAAUCUUUAACAUUCGGAGAAGCAAAAAUAGGAAGUAAACACAUUUAGCAAAAUUUACUCUUUUAUCUAAACGAAAACAAAAGAAUACCAUCAAAAUAAACAAAUACAAAAACACAAAUCAAAGUAAGACAUAAUUCAAGUCAGACAUAAAUAAAUUUUAAACGUUUUAGACAGAGAACGCUCUAAACAUAACUUAUAAAGCAAAUACAUUUUUUUCGCGAUCGUAGUUGAUCUAAAACCCCCCAAAAAAGCCGAAAUAAAAUCUGCGAAAAAAAAGUAACUUUACGCGGGACUUGUGCAAAGCGCUAAAAAUCCCCCCUCCAAAACAAACGAAUAAGGAGCAGCUCUAACUUGUAAGCGAAAACCAACCAAGCAGUGAGAUUAGCUACUAACCAAACAAAAAAAAAAAGAAGGACUAAAUCAGGACAGGAUCAGAACCACAAUCACAAUGACCAACGCCAUGGACAUAGUGAAGAACGGCAGUGCCAACGGAUCCGUGGAUGGCAGCAAUGAUGAGUCGCGCACCAAUUUGAUUGUCAACUAUCUGCCGCAAACCAUGACGCAGGAGGAGAUGCGAUCGCUCUUCUCCAGCAUCGGUGAGCUCGAGAGUUGCAAACUGGUGCGUGAUAAAGUCUCAGGUAAUUUGGUCUUGCCAGCAUCGUUGACCGCUCUCAACCCGGCACUGCAGCAAGGUCAGAGUCUGGGCUAUGGCUUUGUUAAUUACGUCAGGGCCGAGGAUGCUGAGAAGGCUGUGAACACCCUGAACGGUCUGCGUUUGCAGAAUAAGGUUAUUAAAGUAUCAUACGCCCGUCCAAGCUCAGAAUCUAUUAAGGGUGCUAAUUUAUAUGUAUCGGGUCUUCCGAAAAAUCUAUCACAACCAGACUUGGAGGGGAUGUUUGCAUCGUUCGGCAAAAUAAUUACAUCUCGUAUACUCUGUGAUAAUAUUUCUGGUCUAUCGAAGGGCGUCGGCUUUAUACGCUUCGAUCAGCGCAACGAAGCCGAGCGGGCCAUCCAGGAGCUGAAUGGCAAGACCCCAAAGGGAUAUGCCGAGCCGAUCACCGUCAAGUUCGCCAAUAAUCCGAGCAAUAGUGCCAAGGCCCAGAUUGCCCCGCCCCUAACCGCCUACUUGACUCCCCAGGCGGCAGCGGCCACUCGUCGUUUGGCCGGAGCUCUGCCCUCCGCCGGUCGCAUUAGCAUUGGAAAGAGUCCCAUGUUAGCGAUUAACAAGGGCCUACGAAGGUACUCACCGCUGGCUGGCGAUCUAUUGGCCAACUCGAUUUUGCCGGGAAACGCAAUGACUGGAUCCGGAUGGUGCAUAUUCGUCUAUAAUCUGGCACCGGAAACCGAGGAGAAUGUGCUGUGGCAGCUGUUCGGUCCAUUCGGAGCCGUACAGUCGGUGAAGGUGAUCCGGGAUCUGCAGACCAGCAAGUGCAAGGGAUUCGGAUUCGUGACCAUGACCAACUACGAUGAGGCCGUGGUGGCCAUUCAGUCGCUGAACGGAUAUACCCUCGGCAAUCGGGUGCUGCAGGUCAGCUUUAAGACUAACAAGACCAAAACCACUUAGGCGAACCAGCCAAUCUGGACUAGACCUUUCCAAUACUCCACGAUCUGUUUGAUUUAACAACACCUAGACUAUAGAUUCAUCUGAUCUGAUCUGAUAAGAUAUAUGAUAUGAUAUGAUAUGAUAUGAUAUGAUAUAUGACAAAGACAGUGUAGUCGAAAUUGCGAAAUUUAGCGCGAGUUUAUGAUAUGCCUAUCAUUUGAUUUGUACGCUAAACGAAAUUAUUAUGAUUGUAAUUCUAAUGAAAUCUUAGUGAAAAUUGAUUUAUUUCCCUCUCUAUAAUUUAAUUUUAUUAACUAAUCCAAGAAACGAAAAAAAUACAAAAAAAUAUCAAAAAAGAAAAAAAAAACAAACAAACAAAUAAAGCUUGAAUGAGGCAUCCAAAAAACACAACACAGAAACUAAGGAGAAGUUUAGAAAAAAAGUGAGGUGAGCCAGACAACUGUCUAUAAAUUGACAAAUGGGAAAGAAAUAUGAGAAGGUAAUAGGGUCAAAAGAUAAAAAACAAAAAACGAAAAAUAAAAAAUAGAAAACCGGAAAAAUAUGAAUGAAAAUGAUCUAAGUCGCAAUAUAUAGUAACUAUUUUUUUUUUGAAACUUAUGUAUAUGUAAUUCAAUUCGAUUAUAUUCAAUUAAACAAAGUAUUUAAACAAGCUAACCAAAUGAUUUAAUGUCUAUUGAUUUAGGAAUUACCAACAUAACUCUCUCAGCUUACCUAAGUACUUAUUAUAAUGGAUACGCAUAAAUAUAUUGUAUUGUAUUGUAUUGUAUUUUGUGUUCGUUUUGCAAAACCUAACUUACAUUACAUUACAUUAAUUCUAGUGCUAUUCAGCUCUUAUAUUUAAUUCGAUUCGCCUUGAUUUACACUCGAAGACGAAACGGAAAUCAAAGAUAAAGCCGCGAUAUAUCCUCCAAACGUAACAACAACAACAAAAGUCCCCAAAGCACCCAAAACACACUCACUUGUAACCAUUAUUAUAUAUAUUAUAUAUGUAACCAGAUUUAAAUAUCUUUUUUUCGUCGUCUAAGAUUCGUAUUCGUAUUCGUCAAGUGCAAACCAAAGUAAAUGAAACCAAGCAAACUUAUUAUAUUAUAUUACAUUAUAUAUUAUUACGCCUACUUAUUAUUCCAUUUUUAUAAUUAUUAUAACUUAUUGAAUGCAACCAAGCGAAACCAAACAAAAGGCAAACAAAAAAACAUAACUACAACUAAAAAUAUAUAUUUAUUAUUAAAUAAAUGUGUGACUUAUUCCAAAAACUAUGCAAAAAAAAAAAAUGAAAAAACACAAAAAACUAAAACACAAAAUUUGUUUUCUUUUUUCCCCCCAAAUAUCUACACACACACACACGCACACCUAAACUAGAGCUGGCAAGACUUCGAUCGAUCUUAAGUUAGAAUCGAUUGGAUUUCUUGGAGGCCACAGUAAAAGUUCGUUUAUUCUAUACCAUCUUCUUACAAUAAUAAGAAUAGUCUUGAUCGUUUCGAUGACACCAUGAAUUUACUAGCGAUGGCUUGCCAGCUCUUAUCUGUACCCACCUGAAAAUUGGCAAUACAGCAGGCAGAACGCUUUCGCAGUUGAAGUGAUCAGUAAAUAAUUGGAUCGGAAUUGGAUUGGAGAUAAAUAGUAAUUUGGCCAGCUAAAACCGCAACUUCAGCCGUGUAAAUCGAUCCACACCACAAAUACACAACAACAGCACUCGCAUUUAUACAAAUAUAUAUUUAAAAUACAGAUUAAGUUUCAAAGCUCUCUAACGUAUAACUAAGUUUUUAACUAAGUUUUACGCCUAUAUAAAUAAAUAUAUAAUAUCAAAUACGAACUAUAUGUACGCGCAACUAUAUUAAUUCAAUUAAAGAUUGUUUAUUCGAUUUUUCACUUCAAUAAUCUAGUUUUCAAAUCCGAGAUCAUUUAGUAGAGUCUACCAACAAUCAAUGUGUGUGUCUGUAGUUUAACUUAUGACAUUCUUAGGAAGCAUACAAUUUUUUUUUUGUGUAUUUAGGGCUGAAAGGUCAGGCCACAUCUACAUGGCAAUGGGCCAUAAGGCGGAAAACCCUAAAAAAUAAUAAAUACAAGAAAAAAGAAAAAAACAAAUCUUAAGCUAGAAAAACGAAGAAAA